UCCCGGGUUGUUGGGGAAGAGAGAGAUUGACAUUGGGUUAUAGAGAGAGAGAGAGAGAGAAUCGACAUUGGAGGUGAUGGGCUUCUAAGAGUCAAACGGUGAAGAUGAUUGCUGGAGUCCGUUCAUAGGGCUUCGUGGAGGGCUAGAGAGAGAUGGCUUCAUGGAACUCGUUGCCUCUUGAGGUUUCGUACCAGGUUGUUGGCUGGAUUGCUUUUGUUUCAUGGUCGAUCAGCUUCUACCCCCAAGUCUUCCUCAAUUACAGAAGAAAAAGCGUUGUGGGGCUUAAUUUCGACUUUUUGCUCCUCAAUUUCACAAAGCACUCAUCCUACUUCAUUUACAACGCCUCUCUCUUCUUCAGCCCCUUCAUCCAACGCCAGUAUUUCGAAAAAUAUGGCUCUGAUGAGAUGAUUCCAGUAGCUGCAAAUGAUGUUGCCUUCUCGAUUCAUGCCGUUGUCUUGACAGCCUUUACCAUAUUUCAAGUGUUCAUAUAUGAAAGAGGAUCCCAGAAAGUUUCAAAGACCGCGGGGGUAAUUACUGUAGCAGUGUGGACUGUCGCCACGGUUUGUUUGUUCAUUGCUUGGCCAAAGCAAUCCUGGCUUUGGUACAUCUCUAUAUUUAACUCCAUACAGGUUUUCAUGACCGCUAUCAAAUACAUACCACAGGCAAUCAUGAACUUUGCACGAAAAAGUACAGAAGGGUGGAGCAUAGGCAACAUUUUACUUGAUUUGUCGGGAGGCAUAACAAACUUUGCACAAAUGGGCAUCCAAUCAAUAGAUCAGCGAACACUAGUGAACUUUUAUGGCAAUAUAGGAAAGACACUGCUAUCCUUGGAGACGGUCUUCUUUGAUCUUCUUUUCAUCAUUCAGCAUUAUGUUCUCUACCCUGCCAGAGACACAAAAAGUUCAGAAGCAGCACCAUUUCUAAGAUCAGCAGAGAGCAGUAAUACUAAACUGAAAGCGAAUGAUGAUUCAAUGUCCCACGAUGUGUGAUAUAAAUUGGUCAUUUGAUUUGUGUUUUACUUUCUAUUUGUACAUAUAUUUAUCUUGGUUGGGUAAGGACUGGAGGUUAAGGGGCUCAUUCCUGUGCGUGCGACACUAUAAGGCAUCAAUUCUAUCAAACUUUUAGCAUCAGUAUGUUGAUGUUGUUCUUUCUUCCUAAAUGUUAAUAACCUUGUUUAAACAUGCCUAAUUUUGUCUUCUACAGAUAAAUUAUUUUUGUUUGGGAA
Molecule: messenger RNA, 1225 nt
Organism: Amborella trichopoda
Lineage: Eukaryota; Viridiplantae; Streptophyta; Magnoliopsida; Amborellales; Amborellaceae
Product: cystinosin homolog
Biological process (GO): L-cystine transport
Cellular component (GO): vacuolar membrane
Molecular function (GO): L-cystine transmembrane transporter activity
Source: RefSeq, a predicted model, not a curated record